GUCUGCUGCGAGUCCGACCUGCCUCCCGUCCGGCUACCAUGUUGGUUCCCAUCAACCUCCUGCUGCUCUCCGCCCUGACCUUUCACCCCUGCGCUGUCACGGGAGGAAGAGCCCAGAGGAGACAGAGGCAAGCAGAGGAGUCACUCAGGCCUUACCUGGGAAGAGUAGAGCCUGGUGCGCUGUGUGAGCUCCUGAGGUGCCACAGUCCAGUGGGCUCCUGGUGCCAGGUGGUGGAGGAGGAGGGCCAGCUCGUCCCCAAGUGUGUCUGUCCACACACCUGUCCACGCCAGGGGGUGCCAGUGUGCAGCGUUCUGGGGAAGAGCUAUGCCAACGAGUGCCUUCUGCACAAGGAAGCGUGUCGUAGGAAACGGCGCAUAGGCCUCGCUCACUUUGGAACAUGCAUGGUGGCUAAGAGUGAGUGUAGUGUGGAUGAGCUGGGCCAGUUCCCGUACCGGCUGAUGGACUGGUUCCUACUGCUGAGCAGAAUGGGGGAGAGCUACGACCCCAAAGCACCCUCACACAACUGCCUCAACAGGACCGCACGCAUAGAGCUAGCACAGAGGCGCUUCACCCUAUUGGACCGUAAUAAGGACGGCAAGUUGAGCCGCAGGGAUCUUAAGAAGCUUCACUACAAGAGGAUUCCAUUGGAACACUGCGCCAGGACAUUCUUCCAAUCGUGUGACAAGAACCGGAAUAAGAAGGUGACCCUCAGAGAGUGGACCUCCUGUUUGGUCAGAGGAUCUGAGCGAUGGUUCCAGUAUUACAUGUCAAUGAAGAUGGGAUCACGUAAGCUGUGCCCAGCAACUGAGAGCAAUCUUUAACUCAGUUCUGAAGAGGGGUAACCUUAUGAAGAGUUAUAAAACAAAAAAAGAACCAAGGUCAGUGUUCUGCUGAAGAGGUCGUCAGUUUGUACGCAACUUCUUUGAGCUUUCAAUGGAGAUCUACUACAGCAAAACAAAUUGGCACCACUGCCCCUCCUGCUGGUGAAGUGGAUAUGACAUG
This is a messenger RNA of Engraulis encrasicolus (European anchovy), 1002 nucleotides long. RefSeq names its product SPARC-like 2 (gene sparcl2). Gene Ontology annotation, biological process: anatomical structure development. Lineage: Eukaryota; Metazoa; Chordata; Actinopteri; Clupeiformes; Engraulidae. The record is from RefSeq and is a predicted model, not a curated record. The transcript has 8 exons. The coding region runs from base 39 to 821 and encodes 260 amino acids. Gene Ontology annotation, molecular function: collagen binding; calcium ion binding; protein binding.